ACUGAACGCACACCACGCGGCAAUGGACCACUUUAGAGGAUGGAUGCAUGAAUAGAGAUCUUGGCUGGAAAGGGCUCUAAAAUGCUGCCCUGGAAGAAGAACAAGUUCGACCUGAUCGAGGAAGACAAGCAGUCCAAGCAGAAGGGCUAUGCGGUGAGUCUCAACUACUCGGCGCUCACCUCCUUCGCCAAGUCCUGCCCAGAGAGCGCGCUCAACCGGGUGGGCAACAUGUUCAAGUCCAAGAGGAAAAAGGUCAAGAUCACCAGCGACGACCCCACGUACACGGUGUUGUACCUGGGCAACGCCACCACCAUCCAGUCCAAGGGGGACGGCUGCACGGAUGUGGCGGUGAGCAAGAUCUGGGGCAAGAGCGACAUGGGCAGGCACGGCACCAAGAUGCGCCUCACCAUCAGCUCGCAGGGGAUCCGCAUGGUGCACGUGGACGACAAAGCCAGGAGGCCGGGACACUUGUACUUGCUGCACCGGAUAACGUACUGCGUGGCGGACCCGAGGCUGCCCAAGGUGUUUGCGUGGAUUUACCGGCACGAAAUGAAGCACAAGGCGGUGAUGCUGCGCUGCCACGCCGUGCUGGUCUCCAAGCCAGAGAAGGCGAAAGCCAUGGCGCUGCUGCUCUACCAGACGUCCGCCACGGCUUUGGCCGAGUUCAAACGCCUCAAGCGCAGGGAUGACGCAAGGCACCAGCAGCAGCAGCUCAUCGGGGAGCAACCCAUCCCUCUGGUCCCACUCAGGAAGCUCCUGAACGGGCAGUGUUACUACAAACCCCCGGUGGAGCGCAGCCGGAGCGCACCCAAGCUGGGCUCCAUCACGGAGGACCUGCUGGGGGAGGAGGAGGAGGAGAGGGCCAUGCACUUUGAAUGUGAGGACAUUCUGGACACGGAUGAUUGUGUGGCAAACGGCAAACAGGAGCUGACUCAGAUUAUUAACGAUUUGGGGGAAAUGAGCAUCGGCAAUGACGUGCAGACUCUGAAAGCUGACCUCAAAGUGACCAGACUUCUAUCUGGAGAGAGCAGCGGUAGCGAAUCAUCGAGCAACCACGAGCUCCACGGCCUCACCAACGGCUUCGAGCACAUCAAAGUGCAGUGAAAUGUCCCCCCCACGCCUCAAGCACCACUGUGUAGAGCUCACGUGUCUCCUUUCGGACUACUGUACAUCUUUUUGUGCCUCUUGUUAACAGCGUGUAGAAAUCACAUCCAAGGUUUGGGACGACAGCCAGCACAGACUGAAUACAUAAAAAAAAAGAAUAUAAAAAGUUGCAUGUCCUUUUAGGGAUGUCUGGUUUGAACCUGCUAAAUCCCGCUGCGCCAAAAGGGAGCACCGGACUAAUUCUUUUAUUUAAGAGGAUUUGCUGCAGCCCCGAGCUUGUUUACCCAAGUUGGAACUGUUGAAAAGGUGCACACUGUCAUCCAAAAAGACUCCAGAAUGCCAUUUGUUCAUUUUGCACUGUCGUGGAGUCGUCACGCUGACUAGCAUGCGUUCCGUUAUGUUGUCCUGAACAUAAAUGUCAUAUCUUUGCUGUGCAAAAGAGAAAAAACACACCCUUAUGUACUAUUAUGUAAAGUCAGAUGUUUUAAGUAUAAAUAUGUCAAUUUUUUAAAUAAAUAAUACAAAAUGUGGUUUGUUCUGUGAACCUCAUGAUUAAUAAAAAAAACAAAACAGGAAGUGCUAAAAAUGUCUGGAGUCAUGAGUUAUCUGUGCUGUGCUUCGUGGCUGACAAUGAAAAGCACGCACUUCCAAAUGGGAUUUUGAUGAUUUGAUGAAUGAAUGGAGAUCCGGAGGCCGCACGGUGGCCGAGUGGUUAGCAUGUUGGGAAGACCUCGGUUCGAAAAUCCGUUUGGGCCUGUCUGUGUGGAGUUUGCAUGUUCUCCCCGAGUACUCGGUUUCCAAAGACAAGCAUGUUAGUUUCAUUGGAGACUCUAAAUUGAAGGUCAGUGUGAGUGUGAAUGGUUGUUUGUCUCUACGUGCCCUGCCAUUGGUGUACCCCGCCUCUCACCCAAAGUCAGCUGGGAUAGGCUCCAGCAUCCCCCCGGCAUAGAAAAUGGAUGGAACCAUGGUUAGCAUCAAUAAUCUGUUCUAGAAGGCCCGACUCUAACCCAAAUGUACUUGAAAUGUUUAACACAACAUUUAAAUCCAAUUCGUCCAAAAAUGUGAAUAAAAAACAUGUUUUUACAAUUGGACUUUUACAAUUCAAAAGCACACAUGUAGACCUGCAGCUCACUUUCUCAGCCGAUGAAUCGAGAAGUCGGUUAGGCCAGGGGUCGGUAACUUUUUUGGCUAAGAGAGCCACGAAAGCCGCGUACUGUAAGACGUACUUCCGUGUCGCAACUAAACACGUGCAUUUUUAAGCAAGACCAACAGUUUGAGACGAUUAUGUGUCUGAAUGUAUUCGUUUUAAAAACGUUAUACAAGCCAACCAACGUGAAAUACGACUUCUUACUAUGUGCUUCUGGUGCCGCAUGGCUUUGCACGCUACUCCUCGUUUUUCCUUCUUUCCACCUUCUUCCUCAUCAAAAGGGUUUGCUCUGCAGAAUUAGCUCGCUCAAAUUUCAUUAAAAGAGGGAAGUGUACUUCUUGACCUCUCAGUGACCCGUGUAGGCUGCAGCAUUACGCAAUAAUAACCGGGUUUUGGUGUCCAACCCGGAAAAUAUCAGAAGGACGGCUGGCAUCGGCUCUGUUGUGGUAGAAAAUGGAUGGAUGGAUUAAAUUGCAUAAGAAAGUUUU
This is a messenger RNA of Dunckerocampus dactyliophorus (ringed pipefish), 2739 nucleotides long. RefSeq names its product family with sequence similarity 43 member A (gene fam43a). The record is from RefSeq and is a predicted model, not a curated record. The transcript has 2 exons. Bases 82 to 1104 code for a protein of 340 amino acids. NCBI's taxonomy places the organism in Eukaryota, Metazoa, Chordata, Actinopteri, Syngnathiformes, Syngnathidae.